Messenger RNA from Xenopus laevis (African clawed frog), 5052 nucleotides. RefSeq names its product phosphoinositide-3-kinase adaptor protein 1 L homeolog (gene pik3ap1.L). Lineage: Eukaryota; Metazoa; Chordata; Amphibia; Anura; Pipidae. The record is from RefSeq and is a predicted model, not a curated record. The transcript is spliced from 17 exons. Gene Ontology annotation, molecular function: signaling receptor binding; phosphatidylinositol 3-kinase regulatory subunit binding. Bases 319 to 2682 code for a protein of 787 amino acids. Gene Ontology annotation, biological process: signal transduction. Gene Ontology annotation, cellular component: cytoplasm; cytosol; plasma membrane.
GAAGUCGAGCAUUUCGAGAAAUCAGGAAGUAAAGUACUGUAUAUGUAGGUUUGCUAUCACUAUCUGCUCUUGCGUUAGGACACAGGCAGGUGACUUUGUGUCUGGAAUUUUACAGCAUAGAUUUUCCUCUUGGGGCAUUCAGGCACGAGAGCUUGGAAACUGCUUUAUUUUGGCACAGCUGUGAGGGACACCUUAAAGAAAACAUAAUUUGGGACUAAAUGUGCACCUUAAAAUGGGGAAACCUACCUCAAGGGAGAGAGGCAUAAAAAGGCUCCUGUAGAAAUCAUCUGGUGGAAAGAAUAACUGCUUGUGGAAAGAAUGGCAAGGCGAGGUCAUUGUGAUGUGCUAGUAGUCCAUGGCAGUGAUGCCUUAUCCUGGUGCCAGUAUCUUAAGGAGCUCUUUGAAACAAGCUAUGAACUCAAACAUCUACAGACUGAAAGCUAUGAAAUAAACGAGGAUCCAAUAGAACAAGAAGAUUUUUUCAAAUUCCGGAAAAGCAAAUGUAUAGUGAUUCUCUUAUCCGGAGAAUUGGCAGAAAGUUUUGACAACCAACUUGUCCUGGCUGAUUUGCAGAGAGUUCUGAGCCCCACAGCGAAAAUAGUCGUUCUCUUUUGUGGAGUAACAAAUGAUGAGGAUUUCUCUUGCUUUUUCAAAGACUGGUCACAAUGGAAGAAGCUUUCCUGUGAUGAUGAACCUAACCUGUAUAUUGAAGCAGUUACGGAGAAAAUCUAUCAUGAUUCUGGGUUUGAUUCUGUCACAGAUUCAGAAGAUGACAAGGCUAAAAGAAGCUCUGCAUCUCACGUUGAAAAGCUGCAACCAACUUCAUUCCAGGAAAACCACAGAAAUCUUAUUUGUGUACAACCAGAGAGGAUCCACUGUGGGGUGAAAACACAAAUUUAUUUAAUUUUCAAAUGUAAACUUGAUUGUCGAGUUAAAAAUGAAGUAUAUUUCAAUCCUCAAAAUGGACAAUCUGUUCGGCUGCAUGCAACAUUACAAAAUGAAUAUAUUCUUACUGUGGAAGCCCCUGACUUACCAGCCGGACUAGUAUUUCUAAAUGUUUUCUCUGGUGAUUUACAAAUAUGUGAGGCUAAAAUAAGUUAUUACACUGACAUGGAGGAGUUAAGUUACUUGCUACAAAAUGCAACAAGUCCAGUUGAAUUUAUGUGUCAGGCAUUUAAAAUUGUGCCCUACAGCAUAGAGGUAUUGGACAAGUUGCUGACAGAAUCAUUAAAGAACAACAUUCCAUCAAGCGGACUCCAUUUGUUUGGCAUAAAUCAAAUUGAGGAGGAAAAUUUAAGUGCAAAUCACAGAGAUGAAGAACUACCAACUCUUCUUCAUUUUUCUGCAAAAUAUGGGCUAAAAAAUUUGACUGCUCUUCUACUAACUUGUCCGGGAGCCCUUCAGGCAUAUAGUGUGUCAAAUAAAAAUGGAGAUUUUCCAAAUAAAAUGGCAGAGAAACAUGGUUUCAAAGACCUCCGUCAGUUUAUCGACGAAUAUGUUGAAACUGCGGAUAUGUUAAGGACCCAUAUCAAAGAGGAAUUAAUGGAAAGAGAAGAUGACGAUGACUGUACAUAUGAGUCCAUGGCCCAUAUCUCCACUGAUCUGUUUAUGAAAUGCUCUUUGAAUCCUGGCUGUGAUGAUGACCUGUAUGAAUCAAUGGCUGGCAUGGGGCUUCCUAUCGAAGAAGAGAUUUAUGUCGAUAUGGAAAAGAAAGGGGCCCAUGCAUCUUCAGAACAGGUCAUUACUGCUAAAGAUUCAGUAAUACGUAAAAUUUUGGAAGGAGGCAAUUUGGAUUUAACAAAUGAAAGUGAAGACCCUUACCAUCUGUGUAUGCAAGAAGAUGUAUAUGAUACAGUAGAGGAAGCCACAUCAUACAAUGAGCCUGUAUGCAGGCCCCCUCUCCCCGUUCCAAGACCUAACCAACCUCCAGAAACUAAACGUUACAUUUCGCAGGUAUUCAAAGAACAAACACCAACAAGAAGUGAAAAUAUUUAUGUAACUCAGCAUCGUAUGGUGAGAGGCAAAAGUGUGAAGCUAGGAAGAGACAGGCCACAAUCAAGUGUGUAUGAUCCCUUUGUUGGCAUGAAAACCCCGGGUCAGCGUGAAUUAAUAACACUGCAAGAACAAGUAAAAUGUGGGAUGAUCUCUGUGGAUGAAGCUUUGCAACAGUUUAAAGAAUGGCAAUUAAAUCAGAAGAAAAGGUCUGACUCAUUUAGAUUUCAGCAGGAAAAUCUGAAAAAAUUACGGGACAGUAUAAACCGCAGAAGAAACGAACAUAAAAAAAAGAAAACCACAGAGUUCAACAUCACUGAGCCCAUCCGACGUGGCAAGAAUACAGAUACAAACCUACAAUAUGGUAUCUAUAAUUCAGGUCCUAUGCUGCAUGCUCCUCCAAAAAAAGAUAUCACACGACGGAACUGGAAGACUGACAGCACCUCCAGUACUGCAAGCAGUGGCAGCAACCGAUCUAGCACCAGAAGCAUAAUGAGCACAAGCAGCGGCAUGGAAGGAGACAAUGAGGAUAACGAAUAUGUGGAUACUCUCACACAGCAUAGCCCCAUGCAGCCUGCAGAAGAAGAACGACCACCAGCCAGACCACCCACAAUUCCAAAUAGAAGGCCAAUUCCCCCUCCUCCAGGCCCAAGAACUCAUCCACCUCCUGUGCCACCUAGAGGUCGAUGAAACAUUUUGCUCCACAAGUGACGUUAACACUUAACUUUAUUUAAAACCCUUUGACAAUGGCUUGCUCUCACACUCCGUGAAGACAGUUCUCUCUCCACUCAAGUUAAACAGAAGAGGCACAUCAGGCUGGAGGUGCAGAAUUAAUAUAAAAACGCGACAGUUUUCAGAAGGCAGUUGUUACCAAUCAUAAACUUAUAUCUGGAGCAAGUCAGAUGUUCAAUAAGAAGGGACCUACAUGGCACAUGUGGUCUUAAGAGUAACAAUAAUUGCCCUUGACUAUGGAGUCUAAAAAUUGCUCUAAAUAUUAUGUCCAAAGUCCUAUGAUUUACUGCACUAUUCUUGCUUUUCUUACUCUCGUGUGAUACUAAAGAACAGGGUCAUUAUCUGUAGUAACAAGUUGAACAAGAAAGGGAAUGUUCUGAAGUGAUAUCUGCUUUGUGGGUCUGCACUUGUAUGUGGGACAAUGUCUACAGGAAUAAUACUCUACCUGUACACAACAGCAGCAUAAUAUUACAGUAAAGGAAGAUAUAGCUGCCUUUGGAGCUCAUCAGAAAAAACAAUGCAAAAUAGUCCCAACAGGCCCAUCAGUAAUCCAGCCUGCAGACCUUUAAUUGCUAUUCCAGCACUGGGAGUUUAAGUGGAACUACAGCUGAAGGCUAAAGGCUGGCUCAAGCUGACAUCAGGUGUCACUGACACCAUCUUGCUUUUGUAUGCACAACAGCGGGGGUACAGUGGAGAUUUUUUUACUAUAUGGUUUAAAAGGAAAUCAAAUAUUUUCCCUGAGGAAUAUACAAUGUAGCUUACUCCUUUUGGAUAAAACAGGCACCGUCAAACUGGAGGGUCCAAGGCCCAACAGAGCUUCCACUACACAGGCCCCAACCCCCUCUGUGCCUUAGCCACAACCCCCCCUCCAGGCCCCCAACUCAGCUAUAACCCCCCUCCAGGCCCCUUGCCCCAGCCACAACCCCGCUCCAGAUUCCCUAGGCGUACCUGUCCUCUAGUUGCAGCCACCUUCGGGCUGAGGGGAGAAAUUGGGGGCAGCGCAAGCCUGUACGGGCAGUAGACGGGUGUGGGCCUGGUAGGGCCAGGGCCCACCAGCCCAGUCCGAUUCUCAAAACAGUUAAAAUCUAUAUAACAUGUAAAAAUCUAUACACGUACGCAAGUUUUUUUUUUCCAAGCCUUGCCUUCCUCUGGUAAUUCCUCCAGGUAAUUUAGAUCAGUGUUACUUAGGCUGUGAAGUCAGGAUCAGUGGCAUAACUAGAUGUUACUGGGCCCCACAGCUAAUUAACUUUGAGGCCCCCAACAUAUCCAGAGGUUGUCAUUUUACCAAUACAUGUUGAAAUUGCUCAUUAUUUAGGGCCUCGUGGGCCCCCAUAUACAUACUGCCCCCCCCUGCAACCACAGGGUCUGCUUCCUCUGUAGUUAAGUCCCUGGUCAGGAUCAGGGUCACUUUUAAGGGCCAAAUGGACUUCUUGUCAGUGUGGCUUCUGCCAUAAACCUCACCUCUUUAAGUAUAGGCAACUACAAAUGCACUCUCUGCACUGGUGACCCCUCUAUUCCUGCCCCAGUCCUACAGCAGGAGGGGUAAGCAUAGGGCUGAGCUGGAACAUAAAUUUGCCAGGAAGUGAACAGCUUCUUGUUGUUCAUACAUACACAGAACAUCAAUGCAAUUGUCGUCUUUUAAUUCAACAAAAUAACUCUUUGCCCAAGAUUCUGUACCAGAAUACAGGGUCCACAACAUUUUUGUGUUUCCAUCAUAAAGCAUUGUGCUGUAAUUGUCCUGGUUACAACUGUUUUUUGUAAAUACCUGUAAUGUUGACACUUGUAAACUUAAUUAUAAUUUUGAUGCGGGUAAGACCUGGGUGCUGCCAAAGUUCCAUGAGGCGCUGAAGAAAAAUAACUGAAAUUGCUUAGAAAAUACUCUGCAUGGGUGUUAUUGUAUCUUUUACCCUCUCUUUUCAUGUAUAGACUGUUGCUUAUUAAUUCGAACUGUAUCUUACAUCAACUGUCUAAUACUCCUGUUAUCAUUUGCUUUGAUUUUUAAUCUGUUCCUAAAAAGCUGCUGUCAGAAUGUGCUAAUAUUAUAUUGUUUUAUGUCUGAAAUUUGUUUAUAAACUGUAACAUUUAUGUUACAAUAACUGACCCACAGAAAUCUUUCUCCGCUUUCAGGGUGGUCUCAGUGAAGGCUGGUGCUGUCUAGUGCCUUUCUCUGUGGAAAAUAGUGCCAAUAUUUUUUUAUGGAGCUCAUCAUGGUAAUGGUUCCCCUAGGUUGGAGAAAACUAUCCACCCAUAUCCCUCUACAUAUAGGGGCAAAUUCACUAAGCAGCGAAAAUGCGCUAGCGACGCCUUUGCCGCACUUCGCCAGGGCGC